AUGGGCACGAAGCAUGCCUGCGAAUUUAUUUUAGUGGUAUGGCCUCUGCACUUCGCAUUUUUGUUAGGAACUGAAACUUUAUACACCUUUGCAAUCGCAUCGGCACUAAGCUUCAUUGAUCCAGGACGUCAUGCAUAUGAAUGUGGGGGGCUUACGGCAAGCAUAAAUAGCAUCCCUUUACCGAACUCAAUAACUCGACUUGAGACCUCGCCGUUUCCGAGACACCCAAAAUUUUUGAUGUGCGACAACUUCAAACGGUGCGAUAAAAUUGUCCUCUAUGAUACUUGA
Molecule: messenger RNA, 288 nt
Organism: Plasmopara halstedii
Lineage: Eukaryota; Oomycota; Peronosporomycetes; Peronosporales; Peronosporaceae
Exons: 4
Coding region: 1-288 (95 amino acids)
Source: RefSeq, a predicted model, not a curated record